AUGCGUUUAAAAAGAAGCGAUUUAUGGUCACAUUUCACUGUAAUACAUGACACUAAAUUUGCGAUAUGUAACAUUUGUAAAAGAAAAUAUUCUUUCAAGACAAGUGUCACCAAUUUAAAAACCCACUUCGACAAAUCACAUAAAUAUCAAAUAGUUGACAAAGUACGUAUUUCAAACAAUAAUAAAUUUGUAGUUUGUAAAAUUAAAUUUGAAUAUUUAAAUUUUCUUAAUUCCUAUAAAUAUGUAUAUCUAAUUUGAUAAAAAAUAUCUUUGUGUUAGUUAUGUUUCAAUAUAUUGAAACAAAAUAAAUUGGAUAUGAUGCUCUAACUUUGUAUACUGAUAAAUUAAUGUAAAUCAUAUAAAUCGAUUAUCUUUCAAAAUAAUUUGAUUAGCCAUUUGUUAGUGCUAUAUUAUGCUACUACUUAAAACCACAAUCACUGCCAUUGAUAUUUAUAUCUUUAUAAAUAUCUAUAAUAGUGGUUUAAUGAUUAUAAUCAAUAAAAUUUGAUUUAAUAGUGAGUAUAUCCAUAAAAUGUAUUUACCUACCUGUACAAACUAACUACAAGAUUAUAAACAAAUUGUAUAAUUUUUAUAAUCUAAUGUGAUGCCACUAAAUAUAAUUUAGAAGAUCUAAUAAUCUACAAUUAUUUUUUAAUGAUUUACCUUCAACAAAAAAUCAAAAUCAUAAAAACUGUUUUUCCAUAAAUCAUUCUUUUUUUCUGACUAUUUUCCUCAAAAAGAUUACCUCAAACAAUCAACUUCACAAAUUUGUUUUACCAAAAGCUAGUACAUUAAAACUACCUAGUCGGAGUUAUAUUUAAUAAUUUAUCAGUUCAAUAGAUUAAACAUUAAAAUAUGAAAUCACACUAAACACAUUUGCAAUAAUAUAAGAAAUUCUAAAACUAAUGAUCUGAAAACCAAUAAAAAAAUUGUCAAUACCAAAAUUACAACUGAAAUUAGAAAACUUGUCAGAUUGGUCAGGUAUGGUCUGUUGUUACAAUCUUAACCGAUAAAUGUUAAUUGACUGUCAGCUAGUGUACAGUUUAUGUAAUAGCAAUUUUAAUGUCAAAUUUAAAAAAAAAUCUUAAUUUAUGAAAUCAACUAUUUGGCUAUUGUAUAGUUUAACAUGUUUAAAUUCAUACAAAUAUUGAAUUAUUAAAAUAAAUAAUGUACAUUUCUUAAAAUAAAAAAUGUUUAAAUAUACACAUACAUGCACAUAUAUUUUUAAUGUAUAUUAACAUAAUUUUAAUUUUUCCUUUUAGUAUAGUAGUUCUACUUUUGCUAUGAUUAAAAGCAAUCUAGAAGAAGAAAACCAAAGUGAUCAUAAUGGAAUUGAAAUUGGGACAGCACUAAUGUUUCACAAUGAGACGGAAAGUACACCAACUGAAGAACACUUUAAUUCUCCAAAUUUUAGUGUUAGAUACGAUGAAACUGAUUUUAAAAAGACCGAGCCAAAAUCGACUUCACAAAAAACAAAAAACAAAAAUGAAAUACUUAAUACGAAGAAGCCUGUUGACAACAGUAAACUAACCUAUGAUGUUGAUGAAUUUAAUGUGUUUGGGGAUGUUGUAGCUCACAAAUUACGAGCUCUAAAAUCAAGACGUGUACAGUGUAUAGUUGAAUAUAAAAUAAAUAGUAUAUUGUAUGAUGCAGAAAUGGGUAAAUAUGACGAACCACAGCAGACCAGCCUUUGA
Messenger RNA from Cinara cedri, 1694 nucleotides. The record is from the annotation of a GenBank genome assembly. NCBI's taxonomy places the organism in Eukaryota, Metazoa, Arthropoda, Insecta, Hemiptera, Aphididae.